UUUCCUCUGAUGGGUAGGCUGGAAAGAGAGGGUGUGUCCAGGGUAAUUCCAACGAAUUGGAAAAUCUUGAAGGCAGUGGGGAGCCAUAGAGGGUGUUCGAGCAGGGGAGUGUUCUGGGAUAUAAGAAAAGUGGCCCCUUCCUCUUUCUAUAAGGGCAUUAAGAGGGUAGUAAAGGGAGGCUGUAGCUUUGACCACACCAGACUCCCUCUUUAGGGGGGUGCCCAGAGAGGACCCCAGCCUGUGUACCCUCCUGGUGGGGCUGUUUGCUCCCCAGUGAUCUUCCUGAGCUGGGGUCAACCCACAGCACCUGGACCCUGGGCAGACACCCGGUGGGGGAACAGUUGUGGAGGGGAAGCUGCAGGCUGGGGCCCGGGUGUCACCUUCACGGAAGCGCUGGUGACUCCCUCCACUGCGGAGGAGUAUGGAGGCCCUGGGCGGCUGAUGUGGCUCACACAGGAGGCACUGGGGAACAGUGGCCAGGAGGGAAGCUCUCCUCUAGGUUCAGCUUCCCUUCCUUCUAUCUCCUUCUGGAUCACCCAAGACUCUCACCUUGGAGCUCAAGUUGAACUGACUCCUGACGUGCCUGCCGACCUUCUCAGCGUUCCAGAACGGCAGCCAUGGACAUGGGUCCCUUGGACCUGGCGGACAUCCUGCAGGGCCGCAGCAAGACAUUACGGGGGGCUCGGGGCAGGGGCCCCACCGUGCGUCGGCAGCGAGAGUUCAUGCCAGAAGAGAAGAAGGACACCAUUUACUGGGAGAAGAGGCGGAAGAACAAUGAGGCGGCCAAGCGAUCCCGGGAGAAGCGCCGUCUCAACGACGCGGCCAUCGAGGGCAGGCUGGCAGCCCUGCUGGAGGAGAACACACUGCUCAGGGCCGAGCUGCGGGCGCUCAAACUUCAUUUCGGUCUCCUGCCCCCCAUUAGGGGCCCCCAGACUCUGCCCCUGCCGGCCCUGCUGUGGGAGUCCCCCUGGACUGGGGACCCCCAUCCUGGGGCUGAGCAGCUCCCACCCCUGCCUGGGUCACACGGCUGCCUUUUGAGGCCGUGUUCCCUGGACGCUGGGGCUCCAGGGUGCCGGGGCUGCCUGGUAGCUCACAGGUGGAUGGGCCUAGCCACUCCCCCCAGGCCUCCCCAGGAACCUGUACCCCAUCCCCCCAAUGGAAUUGACCUGGCCCUGCAGGCUGCCCUUCCAGCUGCUCUCCUCAGCUAUCGCCUUCUGGAUGGCUCCUGGAACAGAAUAGGAAUCAUUUAUUCACUCGACAAACUUUUUCUGAGCUCCUACUAUGUGUCAAGAAGCAACUGGAUGAGAGAAAACAUGUUCCAGACUGAGGGGUUUGCAGAAAGAGGAAGUUUGCACAAAUGCAUAGAAGACUCACAUGUUGAUUACUCUCCUUCCAGCAGUUGGCAACCUUCCACAUGGCUGCCUGAUGCCACUUCUCACCUGGGAGUCCGUGUGUCUCUCUGGUUAUGUCAUGAUGCUUGGGGACUGGAUUUUAGGACAUUAUGCAACUUCAUGUAAGCCUUUUU
Molecule: messenger RNA, 1525 nt
Organism: Loxodonta africana (African savanna elephant)
Lineage: Eukaryota; Metazoa; Chordata; Mammalia; Proboscidea; Elephantidae
Gene: NFILZ
Product: NFIL3 like basic leucine zipper
Exons: 4
Coding region: 618-1517 (299 amino acids)
Biological process (GO): regulation of DNA-templated transcription; circadian rhythm
Cellular component (GO): nucleus
Molecular function (GO): DNA-binding transcription factor activity; DNA binding
Source: RefSeq, a predicted model, not a curated record